Messenger RNA from Esox lucius (northern pike), 10094 nucleotides. RefSeq names its product protein unc-13 homolog C (gene unc13c). Gene Ontology annotation, biological process: presynaptic dense core vesicle exocytosis; synaptic transmission, glutamatergic; neuromuscular junction development. The transcript has 34 exons. Bases 962 to 8566 code for a protein of 2534 amino acids. Gene Ontology annotation, molecular function: calmodulin binding; phospholipid binding; syntaxin-1 binding. Lineage: Eukaryota; Metazoa; Chordata; Actinopteri; Esociformes; Esocidae. Gene Ontology annotation, cellular component: terminal bouton; presynaptic membrane; synaptic vesicle membrane. The record is from RefSeq and is a predicted model, not a curated record.
UGCAGCGAGCAGGGAGAGAGACACCGCUGCUCCCUCACCUCCCCGUUAGUCCAUCUGAGGGGGUCUGACACGCUCUGCAAUCCAGCAGGAGGCACCAAAGCCGGGCAGGAGCCCUACCACCUCCCCCUCUCUGUCUGCUGGGUCCCCUGGGCUACGCACCGCGUGCCGAGGGCGUGUAGGUGAUGUGUGUUAGAUGAGCCAAGCCACUCACACAAGCAGCAAGAAUACGUGCUGAGAGGAAGAACACGCGUCCCUUCACCACAUCUGCACACAGAACCAGAGGACCGAGGGUGGAAGGAAGGAAACAGUGGUAGAAUAUAAGCCCGACGGCAACUGCCGCGGACGGAGGCGUGGAGGAGAGGCGUGUGACAGCCUAGUGUGCGUGGAGCUCAGACAGACUUGCAGUGGGAAGUGAGGAAGACUGUGGAAUGUAGACGCUGCCGGUCAGAGGGACACGAUGCUCUGAGCCGUGGCAUUAAAAGGGGAACCUCUCCGUCUCUUUCUCUCCUCCCAGCACACGGAGGGAAGAAACGUUAGCUGCUAGCCGCAUCUCCCCGCCGCUCUGCUCAGCCGACACUCCGUCUCUCUUUUCCCCUCCUCUCGCACCACGGUCUCCCAGGAGAUUACACACACUGGAUUUUGCAGUCAGCCACUGUUCGGCUUGCACUAGGCAUUUACUAAUCAGAGCAAUGUGUGUGGACCUGUGGAGAGCCAGUGGAUUUUACAGCGAUUCCUGUCUCCCACUUGGAUGUACAGACUAGGAGCUUUGGCAGAAGCUCAUCUAAGCAGGCCUUUCAGAGUUGUGUGCCUGGCUGGGGGUUGACACUCCUGCUCCCCCUACACCCCCCUCCCUCACACCUUUCCAUCCCUCCACCACCGUCACCACCACAUCUGGCCCCUCCACUCGCACCAAGUCGCCCUGCCGCAUCUUCAAUAGACACCUGUAAAAGCAUUGCCCUCCAUGGUUUCUGCUCUAAUCCAGACCCUAUCAUCUUACAUUGUGAAGAUUUGCAAAGGAAUGUUUACAAAGAAAUUGGCGAAUCCCACAAAGAAGAAAGAGAGUAGCGACAAUAAAGAGCCCAAAUUGACCACCACCGAUUUGCGUGACCAACGUAACCCAACGCAAACAUUCUCCACCACUCUGAAAACCACAGUGAAAAAAAUCAGCAAAUGCUCUUCAGCGCGUAACAUCUCUCUCGAAUCGGACGACGGCAAAAACGACUGCUCAUCUCUCUCCCCGACUUUCAGUUACCGUGUAGCAAUAGCUAACGGACUUCCGAAAAACGCUCUUCUGCUGAACAAUAAUGAAAGUAUAUCCCAGGAGGUCCUCUCUAUCGAAAGUGAAUACUCCGAAUCCCUAAGUGAGGCCAAACCUGUGCAUAGAUUCGAUGAGCAGAAAUCUCACACUAUGCCAGUGAGACGGAACAGAAAGAGCCUCAUCAGUCUGGCACCAUCUGAUGGUAGCUCUGAGGGUGAGAGGGUGGAGCGAUCCAGUCUGCACACACUCCGGUUGGGCGCGCUACGCAAGCUGAGGAAAUGGAAGAAGAGCCAGGAGUGUGUGUCUUCGGACUCCGAGGUAAGCAACUGGAGGAAGACCCUGGGCAUUCGAAGCAAGUCCCUGGACCGAGCUGGGCGGCAGCAGAAGUCCACCUCAGCAUUAGAAGCCGGCUCCAGCUCUACAGGCUGCAUCAACCAGACCCAGGAUGUGAUGGAGAUGAUCUUCAAGGAGUUGCAGGGCAUAAGCCAGAUCGAGACUGAGCUGUCAGAGCUCAGGGGACAUGUCAACGCCCUAAAGAACUCCAUCGAUGAGAUCUCCUCGAGUGUGGAGGUGGUGCAGACCGAGAUUGAGCAGCUGCGCACUGGCUUCGUACAGUCCCGGAGAGAAACGCGGGACAUCCAUGAUUACAUCAAGCAGGUCAGCCACCAUGCCAAUAAGGCCAGUCUAAGGUUCAUCAAUGUCCCUGAGGAGAAGCUGGAGAAAACUGAUAGUCUCAUCUACCACAUUCUAAAAGAGAAAAUGGGAUUUGCUGAAGCACAUAAAACACUUAAAAUAGAGCUAGCCCAUCGGUUAGGGCAACAAAGAGAAUGUUCCAAUGCUAAACCUCGGCCUAUUAUUGUAAUAUUCUCAAACUCCUCAGAUAGAGAUUUAGUUUUAAAAAAGUGCUACAAACUGAAGGGAACUGGUAUAUCCGUAUCAACUGACAGCUUAACAACUCACGAUGUCAAGGAAAGAAAAGACAAAGGAGCCAUGUCCUCUUCUCAAACCUACGAGAGUAUGGAUAUCAAGGUCUCAAUCAAGGACAAAGCAGAAAGUGAUGACUGGGACUCUAUGGACAGUGACAAGGAGUUAGAUGAACUAAACAGGAACAAAUAUGCAAUGGUGGUGUCCAAGCCUGUACACAAACAUAAAUCAGAGAAAAAGAGGCACAGUCACCAUGAGCAUGGAAGCCGGUCUGCAGAUGAGGCAGGUUACUCUGCCUCAGUUCACUAUGCUGAUGAUUCCUAUGAUGAGUCUGACAAAGCCGUCAAGCCCUACUACGGCGACCUCACCCCUGGCUGGCUCUCUCAGAGUGACUACUCCACUCCCAAGCUAAGCCGCUCUGAGUCUGACUGCUCCAAGCUCUGCCAGUCCUAUUCUGAAGACUUCUCAGAGAGCCAGUAUUUCAGCCGACCCAAUGGCGUCUCUCUGCUAUCCUCCUCAGACCAGGAGCUAUGGCAGAGGAAGCAGGAAGACAUGGCUUCUUCAUGGUAUGCCAGCCCUGCCAGCCAAACCCUCAGCCAGGAGAACCCUCCAUAUGCUGAGCCCAAUGAGGUUGAGACCACAGAGACCAUUGACAGUGGGGUAAGCAAUGGACUGGUCUGCAUGUCUGGGGAUAGAAGUCAUUACAGUGGCUCUCAGCUGUCUCUGCAGGGAGACCUUUCCCCGUGGAAAGAUUGGCAUCACCUGGAGCAAGGAGCGGAUUCUGGGCUGGACGCCUCCACAGAGCAGAACCUGGUGUCUGAGGUCAGUAGCCCCUUCGACCCAGCCGCCAUCCCUGGUUUCCCAGAGAACAUCACCAAGUGUCAGGAGGUUGACCUUGCUUUUGAAGGGGAAGAGACUUUCAUGUUGGAUAUGGUGGAAAGUGCCCUUUUGGACAUCACCCCGCUAGAGGUCACCCGACUGGAGAGUGCCCGGCUGGGUAGUGCGCCUCCCACUACUCUCUAUACGGCUCAGAUUAUAGAGAAAGAACCUAUCGGGACAGCACCUGUCCGCAAGCCUAAAGCUAAAGAAAAUGCAAAAACGCUUCAAAAAGAAAUGCCAAAACCAGCUACUACAGUGACUGCAAAAACUCUCCCUAAAGAGAAUUCUAAAGGAGCUCCAAAAGCUAAAACACCUCCUAAAGAGGUUGCUAAAAGUAUUUCUAAAGAUGUUGCUAAAUCAUUUCCUAAAGAGACUUCGAAACUGGCCCCACAAGUGACUUCUAAACCGGGAAAAGAGAUACAAAAAGAGGUUGCUAAAUCAAUUGCGGAAGAGGCUGCUAAAACUAUAAAACUAAGAGAAACCGCUAAAACUAUUCCUAAAGAGAUUGUUAAAACACCUCCUAAAGAAACAGUUAAAGCUAUUCCUAAAGAGGCUCCUAAAACACCUCCAAAAGGAACUUCUAAAGCAAGUCUGACUGAAACUGCAAGUCCAAAAGACACACCCAAAAUAAGUCAAAAAGCAGCUGUAAAAACAUCCCCAAAAGCCACUCCUAUAACUAGUCCAAAAGAGACACCUAAAACAAGCCCUAAAGAGACACCUAAAACUGUUCCUAAAGGGUCAUCCAACACACUUCCUAAAAUGGCAACUAAAGAAGCCCCAGACUUAUCCCCACAAACAUUUUCUGAGCUUGACGUCAAACACAAUUUCCAAUCUAACCAGAACAAGUCAGCCACCAUGUACCGCAGUCAGAGCGAGAUCCGGACUGAAAAAGUGGUUGAGGAGGUCCCCAAGUCCUGGAGCAGCCGCCUUAGCAUUGACCUCACAGACAAAGCUCCGUCCUUUAGCUUCGGGUUUGGCUCCACUCUAAAGAAGGCCAAAUCAGCCCUGGAGGUAGUCUGGAAGUCAGGCCCCAUGCCUGGAACCGCUCCCCCAGAGCCACCCCCAGACUCAGGCUCCUUUAUGGGUCGCUUCCGCACAUUGUCGACCUCCACGGCCAACGACUCUAGCACCACCAUCGACUCAGAUGUAUAUACAGAUUCCUGUGUUUACAAGGCUGAUGAUGAGGAGGCUCUUGCCGGUGAUCAGCUUGAGGACAAUGAGACCGCCUAUGUUGGCGUGAUGGAGCAGGUAUUGGCAAACCUAGAAAACAGAACAAAUGCUAAUGAUACAGAAGAGACAGAGGAUCUUGAGGACCCCAUACCAGAUUAUGAUCAUGAGGCAUCUCAGGAUUAUGUUUCUGAAGACUAUGAUGCUACCACCCAGGACUUAGAGGCCUCUGAGAACUUGGAGGCCACCCAGGAGCCUGCGGUCGUUCUGGAGUAUGACUGCAGUCUGGAUGAGCAAUAUGACGAAGAAUACAGUGAGGAAUAUGCAGACGACGCUAUGACAGGAGAGGGAACAGCAGAAUAUGAGGACAUGGUGGAGUAUGUUGAGGUAGAGGAGCCUGAUGAGGAGGAGGAAGAUGAGGAGGAGGAAUGUGAGGUAAUAGAGGACAUGGAAGAGGGGGAUGAGGUAGAGGAGAUAGAGGAGGCCUCAGAAGCAUCUGCAUCAGAGAGGACAGAAAACCUGGAGGAUGAGAAUAAAAACAUUCCGGAGAAGGAGGAGAAGCCUACAGAGGCUCCACCCAAAAAGCGUCUCCGUCCUACUUUUAAGGAAGCUGCGCUGAGGGCCUACAGAAAGCAAAUGGAUGAGCUGCAGCAGCAAAUCCUUGCUGGAGAAAAACCUCCGCCAGACAACAAGCCUCUCAAUGUGCUGGAUCCCAAAGUGCUGGGCCUACAGGCUGUUGGAGGAGCCGGCUGCAUUCUUUACGGCAUUGACAGCAUGCCAGAUUUACGCCGCAAGAGGACUGUACCUAUUGUCCGAGACCUGGCUAUGACUCUGGCUGCUCGAAAGGCAGGCAUCUCGUUCGCCUUGGUGACCAGAUCGACCCUGAACAACGAGGACCUGAAACUACACGUGUUUAGGAAGACUUUGCAGGCGUUGAUCUACCCCAUAUCGUCUACGACGCCUCAUAACUUCGAGGUGUGGACGGCCACGGCGCCUACAUACUGUCAUGAGUGUGAGGGGCUGCUUUGGGGCAUUGCCAGGCAGGGCAUGCGCUGUUCCGAAUGUGGCGUCAAAUGCCACGAGAAAUGCCAGGAUCUACUCAACGCUGAUUGUCUACAGAGAGCUGUGGAGAAAAGUUCCAAGCACGGAGCAGAGGACAAGACCCAGAACAUUAUCAUGGCCAUGAAGGAGAGGAUGAAGAUUCGGGAGAAGAACCGACCGGAGGUGUUUGAGGUCAUCCAGGAGAUGUUUGGAAUCUCUAAAGAGGACUUUACCGGACAUCUGAAGUCCGCCAAGCAAGCUGUGCUAGAGGGGACCUCCAAGUGGUCCGCCAAGAUCAACAUCACAGUGAUGUGUGCCCAGGGUCUUCAGGCCAAGGACAAAACAGGUUCUAGUGACCCCUAUGUAACCGUUCAGGUGGGGAAGACCAAACGACGAACCAAGACCAUCUUUGGGAACCUUAACCCAGUCUGGGAUGAGAAGUUUUUCUUCGAGUGUCACAACGCUACGGACCGGAUCAAGGUGCGUGUGUGGGACGAGGACGAUGACAUCAAGUCCCGUGUGAAGCAACACUUCAAACGAGAGUCUGACGAUUUCCUGGGUCAGACCAUCAUUGAGGUCCGCAUGCUCAGCGGGGAGAUGGACGUUUGGUACAACCUGGAUAAAAGAACUGAUAAGUCGAUGGUGUCGGGAGCCAUCAGAUUGAAGCUCAAUGUUGAAAUGAAAGGAGAGGAGAAAGUAGCACCGCCCCAUGGCCAGUAUACAUGUUUACAUGAGAACCUGUUCCACUACCUGACAGAGGUAAAGAACGGUGGAACGGUCAAGAUCCCCGAGGUGAGAGGAGAUGAGGCAUGGAAGGUCUAUUUUGACGAUGUGUCUCAGGAGAUAGUGGACGAGUUUGCCAUGAGAUACGGAGUAGAGUCUAUCUACCAGGCUAUGACGCAUUUCUCCUGUCUGUCCUCCAAGUACAUGUGCCCUGGGGUCCCUGCAGUGAUGAGUAACCUGCUAGCCAACAUCAACGCCUACUUUGCCCACACCACCACUGUCUCCACCAACAUCUCUGCCUCCGACCGCUUUGCUGCAUCCAACUUCGGGAGGGAGAAAUUUGUCAAACUUCUAGAUCAGCUGCACAACUCUCUGAGGAUCGACCUGUCCAAGUACCGGGAUAAUUUCCCAGCUAGUAACCCAGAGCGACUGGUGGACCUGAAGUCUACUGUGGAUCUUCUCACCAGCAUCACCUUCUUCAGGAUGAAGGUGCAGGAACUACAGAGCCCCCCCAGAGCCAGCAUGGUGGUGAAGGACUGUGUGAAAGCCUGCUUGGACUCCACAUACAAAUACAUCUUUGACAACUGCCAUGAACUGUACAACCAACUACUAGACCAGGGCCGGAAGCAGGAUAUCCCUCGAGAGGAGCAGGGCCCGUCUAUAAAGAACCUGGACUUCUGGCCCAAGCUCAUCACUCUCAUGGUGUCUGUGAUCGACGAGGACCGUACUGCCUACACCCCCGUCAUCAACCAGUUUCCUCAGGAGCUGAACAUGGGGAAGGUCAGCGCUGAGUUCAUCUGGAACCUGUUUGCCUUGGACAUGAAAUAUGCCAUGGAAGAACACGAAAAACACCGUCUAUGCAAGAGCACAGAGUACAUGAAUCUUCACUUCAAAGUCAAGUGGUUCCACAACGAGUACGUCCGCGAAUUGGCUGCCUUCAAGGACACACCCCCUGAGUAUUCUUUGUGGUUUGAGCCGUUUGUCAUCCAGUGGCUCUCCGAGAAUGAGGAAGUUGCCAUGGACUUCCUUCACGGUGCUCUGGGGAGCGACAAGAAGCUGGGCUUUCAGCCAACAUCGGAGCAUGUCCUGUUCUCCUGUUCGGUCGUGGAUGUGUUUACUCAGCUCAACCAGAGUUUUGAAAUUAUUAAGAAACUGGAGUGCCCCAACCCACAGGCCCUCGCUCAUUUUAUGUGCCGCUUUGCUAAGACUAUCAACAAAGUCCUGCUGCAAUAUGCUGCAAUCAUAACCAAGGAUUUUGGCUUGUAUCUAAACCAAGAAAGAGUGCCCUGCAUCCUCAUCAACAACAUCCAGCAGCUUAGAGUUCAGCUGGAGAAGAUGUUUGAGUCCAUGGGAGGCAAACAGGAGGAGGGGGCUGUGGCCUUUUGCAAGCUGGAUGCAGAGGCCAGCGACCUACUGAAGGAACUGCAAAACAAACUCAACACCGUAAUGGAUGAGCUCUGUGCGGUCUUCGGCUCCAGUUUCAAACCGGUGAUUGAGGACUGUGUGAAGCAGAUGAACCAGGAGUUAGUCCAGAUGAAGGGGAGUGCCGCUGGGAAGAGCAACGCCGCCAUGGAUGCUGAGACCGUCCUCAGACCACUCAUGGACCUCCUGGAUAAAAAUUUGAUUUUAUUCGCCAAGAUCUGUGAGAAGACUGUGUUGAAACGAGUGCUGAAGGAACUGUGGAAGAUUGUUCUGAACACCAUUGAGAGAAUGAUAGUCUUACCCCCUCUGAACGACCAGACUCAAGGAGCACAGAUGAUUUUCAGUGCUGCCAAGGACCUGGGACAGCUCUCCAAACUUAAGGACCACGUGAUCAGAGAGGAAGCUCGUAGUCUGACACCAAGACAGUGUGCGGCCAUGGAUCUGGUCCUUCCCACCAUCAAGCAAUAUUUCCAUGCUGGAGGAAAUGGUCUGAAGAAGACGUUCCUUGAGAAGAGCCCUGACCUCAAAUCCCUCAAAUAUGCUCUGAGCCUUUACACACAGCCCACCGAUGCCUUGAUCAAGAAGUAUAUAUGCACCCAAACCUCUCAAGGUCAGUCUAGCAACAGCUCUGUGGGGGAGGUGUCCAUGCAGGUGGAUCUCAUCUCUCACCCAGGCACUGGGGAGCACAAAGUCAGCGUGAAGGUGGUCGGGGUCAACAACCUGAACUGGCAGACAAACGCCAUGUUCCGACCCUUCGUGGAGGUGAACGCAGUCGGACCGCACCUUGCUGAUAAGAAACGCAAGUUCACCACCAAGACCAAGAACAACAACUGGUCACCAAAGUACAAUGAAACAUUCCAAUAUGUUCUGAGCAACGAGCAUGGUCCAGAGUGCUAUGAGCUCCACGUCUCUGUGAAGGACUACUGCUUCGCUAGAGAGGACCGCAUCAUCGGCAUGACCGUCCUCCAGCUCAGAGAGUUGGCCGACCAGGGGAGCUGCGCUGCCUGCUACCCCCUGGUGAAGAGCAUCGCCAUGGACGAGACCGGACUCACCAUCAUGAGGAUACUCUCUCAAAGGACCAACGACGAGGUGGCCAAAGAGUUUUGUCGUCUUAAGACCGACGUACGCUCUUCAGAGGAGAUGGCCUCCUAGUAUGGAGACGUGAUGAAGGGAUGGAAUGCAUGGAUGACUGGAUAUAACUGAAGAGGGGGGGGGGGGGGCAAGGAAAAGGUGGGCAUGAGGAAGGAAGUUAGGUAGAUAGGAAGGAUGUAAUGAAGGAAGGAUGAAAGGGAGGAAAGAAGCCGCACAAAGGCGAGUGAGUUGAAGAGUUGUGUUGUAUGUUUUUGUGCAUGUGCGUAAAACAUCUGUUGGAAUGUUCAUUUUAAACUACAGUAUGUACCAGUGUUUACUUACCGUAUGCUUAAUAUUAAGUACUAUAUUCUACGAGUUACGUUAACGAGACAUGAAAUACCUUUUUGUACAACAUUUAGUCUUUUUGAACAGACGUUUUGUUCCGACAAAGUGCCAAACCAGAGAAAAAAAAAGCAUAACAAUAACAACAAAGCAAAAUAAAACAAAAUAACAAAAGAUAAUGGUGACGAGUUAUGGUGAAACUUAGUAUGUUUGAUGAAAAAUUUGCUUGAUUAUUUGGUUCAGUGUAAAAUCAUUCUCUCUAUAAAAACUGUGGCGUUUUAAUUGUUAAGAAGUCUUUCAUUUGCACCCUCGUUCUGUUUCUUGUCCCGUCACACAGCACUUGUUGUGCAUGUCCCUUUUAGACAACGUCUCUUCAAUCAUCUCACCGUGACCACUGGGUCGGGGUCUGUGUGCCCUGGCCUUCAAACUCUUUGUAUUUAAGCCGAAACCUGAAAAGAGACCAUUUUUUUAAACGGCGAUGACUGCUAUGUAAACCUUCAUAGGUGUUUGUAAUUUUAUAACCAUGACAACAACGAAAAAGCCUCCAGUGCUGUCAGUCUACGCAGAAAGGGUGGAACCUUCUUUCUCAUUUUCCUUUUGCCUGUAUUCUUUCUCUUCAACCAUUGGCAUUCAGCCUUUCUGUACGACCACUGUGAACACGAGCUUUGGAAGGCGAGCCUAUGUAACAUUGCUGACGGUUUGAUAUUGUUGUUUCAUAUUUAUUAAGAUAACUUUGUUCCUGAGAAACUGCCAAAGUUAUAUAAAAUGUUUGUACAAAAGCAAUCCAUUACCUGUAUGGAAAAUAUAUAUGUACAUGUGAUCUAUUUACUUUUACAAUGCUAAAUAUCUGAUUGUUGAUGGGGUGGUUCUAAAACUUUAUUUUUUUUAGUUACUGUGAAGCUGUAUACCAGAUUUGAAAGUUGCAAAAUGUCACUUUACACAAGUCGAAUUCAGCUUCUGCCAUUGGGUUUCUUUUUCUUUAUGAAGGAAAAUGUCUAUCAUUGGGUAAAUAUGCAACAUUCCUAUGUAUUGCACUGAUGGCGAAUUGUAUGUCAUGUAAAUAUAUUUAGUGAGAAAACGGUCUCCUUUUCUUUAACACUGUUGUGAUUUGAUGUUAGUAGAUAAUCUAAUACAUUAAUUCAGUCUUAUGGCCUCAGUGUUUCUAAACCUGAAUGCUGAAUGGCUGAAAGCCAUGGUAUACAAUCAUGUAUAUAAUAAUCCAUUGGCUUGUCUGCAUACAAAAUAUACAUGAAAAUGUUUUAAAUUG